Messenger RNA from Cinara cedri, 27594 nucleotides. The record is from the annotation of a GenBank genome assembly. NCBI's taxonomy places the organism in Eukaryota, Metazoa, Arthropoda, Insecta, Hemiptera, Aphididae.
AUGAUCGGAAGAUGGUUCGUCGGAUUCGUCGUGUUCGUGGGCUACCUGAGCCUGGGCGCGUUCGUGUUCUACCGGAUCGAGCGCAAAGAGGAGGAGAAUCGACAUUACUUGGAGAUAUUGGAAAGGCUCGAGCUGAAAGGUGAGAGACCCCGUUAGGAUCAGGAUACCCGCGGUAACCUCAAUCGCUCAUCGGUCCGCCCCGGGGCGGGUUACGCUCCCGCGUCCCGUGAAACUUACACACCCCGUACAGCUACUCGAGUUCCCGAACCGGUUUCAUUCGCGUUUCCUUUUAAAAAUCCACUAACUACACACCUAUCGACUUUUCGUAAGUUAAUUUCCGAGAAUUGUUUUCAUUGAAAACUCCACACGGGAUAUAUACGUUUGAUCUCUGCACCAACACGGCCGCAUACGUCGGAUAUGCACGGUGUAGUGUUAUUGUAUGGACGUUGCCUACUCACAAGACAUUGUCCGAUAUAAUAUCGCACGUGAAAUAUCACACAUGCUUAUUUUUAUCGGACGCCAUAUAAUUAUUCGAUAAACUCGUCUCGGUCAUUAGCCCUGCACAGUAGUAACCAUUCGGCCGAUACCCUGUCUCGUGUCCUCUAAUUUGAGACCGUGGUUUCUCCGGGUAUACUGCACGGGCCACCUAAUUGCGAAUACCGGUGGCCGGCGGCCCGCGGGCCUAGCGAGCGAUGGCGAGACGAACGUUUAGAAUAUCACGGGCUGAUGGGCGUCGAUAUACGCGCGGAGACAAAUAAAUACGCGCGGGUGUUAUAUUAGCUGCACUAUCGGUAAUAGCGAUUCGGCCGCUGUUUGUCGGUUAACCGAUUUUAUCCUCGGUAUUAUUAUUUUUGAAAACGCUUAACGGUUAUCGCGUCUGAAUUUGAAGAAUUCGUCGAACGGCAUUUUGUGAACAACGAACCGCGCGUAGGUAUUUUAUUGCGACGAGACGGGGCUGCGCGAUUAGCGUCUCGCUCGCGCGUCGCCCGGCCGCCCGGAAUCCGACGGAAUCGUCUCGAUUUUCGUUAUUCAAAUGCAUUGUUUCGAAACGUGUUGAGAAUACGUGGAAAAACGUUCGAUACAAUAUUAUUGUUGUAUGGUAUUAUUUUACUACACAUGUACACGUAUUUCAUUGUUUGUUACCGCACGAGUCCGCCGCCGCCGCCGCCGCCGCCGACUGAUAAUGAUAGUAUUAAUAUUAUCACCGUAAUUACUGUACAAUAUAUGAAACCGGACGGUCACGGGUACAACGGUACGCGUGGCAGUUUGUUAUAAAACGCGAGUGUUUAUAGGUAGUGUUGAAAAAAAAAAAAAAUAGGAAAAAAAAGAAAACCGCAAUUUGUUUAGCGUUGACUGGUGCACCACCCGUGCGGAGUUUUUGCGGGUUACGAAAUCGUCGUGUACGUUGUAAAACGGGCGGCGCGCGUCGGUAUCGUUACGUGUUUUCGUGUUGUUUUAGCACUUUAGAGCGGAUCGCGCGCGCAUCUCUGUACAAUAGUUUUAUCGCGUUCGCGAUUACGUGUGUGGCAAUAAAAAUUCCCGAAUGGCGUAAAACGAGACAAAAAAUAACAAACACAAAUUAUCGCGCGGGUACGUGUCGCGUGUUUGAACCGUUCGGUCGGAGAAACGGAGGAUUAACGUUGCGUUAUGAAAAUGUGCAUACGAAAGACGGGCGAAAUAUUAUAAAUUUUACGGUAUUGACAAAUCCGCGGUUAAAUCACAGACGAAAAUCGCGAAAUUUCAAAGAUUAAAAAAGUAAAAAAAAAAACGUUUUAACGCUCCGGUACCCCGCUUUAACGCUUUCGCGUGAUAUCAAUAACAUUUUCGUAUCUAUAAAUCUCGAAAACUCCGUGUACGCGUUUAAUAAAUCACGUUUACACGUAUAUUCGAGCAUUUCACGUUAUUUUCGCAUACUGUCUGCAUGUAAACAACGUCAGAACGCACUGGACACGGAGAUAGUUGCUCGUGAUUCGCGUUUGUUCGGCGAGUGCACGUUUUUCAUUCGUGCGUACGCGCACUCGGCGUUGACGAGUGACGAAUUCGCGUUUUUACACGACACUUCUAUUACGGAUUGGAUAAAAGUCAAAUUCCGAAGAUAAAAAAAAAAAAAAAAAAACCGACCGCGCGCAAAUCGAGUUAACGGCCUCUGAAAACGUAUGUGCGAAAAUUCGAUUUCCACGGGUUUCUAACCGUCGUCGGUCUCAAGCCUUCGGGUUUCGCGGACCGUAUUCGACUACGCAAACUCGUACAGAAUACGUGCCGACCCCCGGGACCGGUUGCUAAAACCGGACGUCGGGCAUCUCUUGUUUUUUUUUUUUUUUCCUUUUCCCGACGAAUUUUAUUACGUCCGCGAACGUAUUCCCGCGAAAAUAACCGAACGUCGACCGAUGGCGGCGGAGACGCGACAAUAAUGUAAUACGCUUUUAACGAAGUCGAUUACUGCUGAUAUUAUAAUAGGUACCUACACGGCGGCGUCCGUGCCAAUUAAAAACAAAUACGCGGUCCGCAAUAAUAACGCGCUCAAUUACACAUGCAGAGGAAAAAAAAAAAUAAAUAAUAAAAAAAAUUCGCCGACGACGGUCGUCUACGAGAUGUGCCGCGGCGACUUCGGUACGUUUUUUUUUUUUUUUAGUAUUUUUUCACGAUUUAAAUCGACGUAAAUUACGAUAUUAAACAACGUAAUAAAAAAAAAAAAAUAAUAAUAAUAAUAAAGCCCCAUAUUAAAUAAUAGCCACCUCGCGUUUAUUACUAUUACAAACGAACGUCGAACGUUACAACGUUACAAAACCAACGCGUAGGGUAAUGAAAAAAUGGAAAAAAAAAAAAAACCUGCGAAAUAUAAUUAUUAUAAAAACGUUUAAUGUCGUCGCGGAUAGUUGACGACCCGGUAAUGCAAUAUUUGUCUCGUAUCUUGCAUUAUAUUAUUGUACACCGCGCGUGACAUCACGGACUAGUGUGACUGCGUAAUAUGAACGCUGACGGUCGAAAUUUUGUCGACGAAAAGACAAAAAAAAAAAAAAAACACGUUUAUAGACGCGAACCAAGGUAUCAAAUUAUUAUUAUGAGGCUUUUCGGCGCUUUUCGCGCGUUAACUGUGCGAAGACAGUCCGCGAGAUAUCAGAAAUCCGACUUGGAAAAACUUGUAAUUUGUGCAGUAGUAUUUCGCGCGUACAAAUACGGGUAUCGUUUUAAAAUGAAUUUUUAAUACGCAUUCGAGUAGAUCGCUUAUAUAUUUUAAAUUUGAGUUGGCACAUGAAUUAUUAUUUAUAAAUACUCUCGCAUACUUUCUUUCUUUUUUUUUUUUUUCUACACUUGUUAGGAAAGCCGUUAAUGUUCGGGGUUUUUGAUUUUCAUUUGAACUGACGCCAUGAUUCGUACAAUACUGGAUUAAUAUACCGCGGAUGUACAAGUUAAAAAUUAUUUUACUUCGUGUAACGUUACACUCAUUUGUAAUGCCUAUUGAGAACAGUUUUAAAAAAUGCAAAAAACUAAUUCAAAACAAGUAUUCAAACAUGCAAGUACAAGUACAAAUUACAAUGCCGAGUGUAAUUUUCGUGUAGUAGAAGCAUACCUACACAAAAUACGUAUUUUUUUCGUGAAAAAUGUCCAAUCCGAUCGACGUCUGUCUUCGGCGCUCGUUAACGAUCUAAAAAUAAACAUUUUGUAGACUUUUCGUCCACGGUUCAGCGCUGUGUCGCGAGUCAUAAACGAUAUUAUUACACGCAUCAAACGGGCACGCUCAAAUCAUUCCACCGAACUCUGGGAGUGAUGCAAUACCCAAUAUAUUAUAUUAUAUUGAUUAUAGAUUAUACGAAAUCCUUUUUUUUUUUUUUUUAUCUAUGACAUUAAACAAAAACGAUCCGUGCAUAAUAAAUAACUUGUAAUAGAUUAUAUAGAACGAGCAUAGAGAAUCUCGAACGAAGAAUAAAAUAUUAACGUGUUAAAUUUGAAUACGUUAUUUAAAAAAAAAAAAAAAACCAUACGCUCCCAGUAUAUUAUUUACGUUUUUUUUUUCAAAGUAAUAAGUUAUAGGACUUUAAACAAAAAUAAUGCGAAUGUACUUACAAAAAGAAAAAAAAAAUAGAAAAAUGCACUAAGAAAACGAUCUUUCAACAGAGAAUUAACCAGACAAAUGUGAAAAAUGUGAAGUUAAAUUCGUACCGUCGGAUUGUGCGCGACAACAGUCAAAAGACGACCCUAAUAAAAUAUUAUAAGCGUUAGAAAAUAAAAAAAAAAAUGAGAAUGCGUCGAAAACCGUAUUGUUUUCUGCGGGCGGGUGUACGAUAGCAACAGGUGGCGUAGUAUUUCGCGACGGGAGUCACCUGUUGCACGACAUUUGUGGAAAACGAAAAGAUUUACGAUAAUCGAUGCUUCACCGGGGUAUAACAUGAUUCUGGUCGGCCCUUAUCAGCACACGGAAUCGUGCACGUUUUAAGGCACGCGAUUCCGUACGUUUUGUACCUAAGAUGUCAGUGAAAUGCUGCCAGAUUUGCAUAAGGUUACGUGGGUAUUUAACUAUUCGACUUGGUUUAUAGCGGUUUGCGUAGGGUAUUCGUCUAUUAUAGACUAUAUAGUAACAUUUAAACAACAUACAACAGCGAUACAAUAGUUAUGUAUCAGAUAAGUUUUUGUUGUAUUUAAUUAUGUGUCAACAUAUUAUAUUCAGCUCUAUACAAUUAAUUGUUUACAAAAUGACUUACCCGUGGUGUAUUUUUUCUUGCGUGAAAAAUCCAAACAAACCUGCAUUUACAUAUUAUCAUUAUUUCUCCAGGAGUUAGAUGAAAAAUGAAUUUUAUUUUAUAGCAGUUUGUAAUUAGUAAAAACAUUGUUGUACAAUAUUUUAUACUGUUCAAUUCAAUUGACAAAAUUUAACUUUGACUUUUUCAAGUUUAUCAACAUUUUUUUCAACGUAUUAUAUUAUUUAAGAAAAUUAAACGAGAAUCAACAAUAAUAAAUAAUAAACGGCAAUAUUGCUCAAAAAAAAAUUCCGUACGGAAUCGUGUUGUUUUUUGAGUCAUUUUAACAAACUAUUGUUUGAUCAAAAUCAAACGGAAUCGUGUCCCCAAAAAGGUAAAACGUGCAAAAUCGUGCUUUACCGGCUACACCGAGAAAUCGGGGGGUCGUUCUUGUGACGUACACUCCCGUUUUGCCGACACAUAAAUCGGUUACAUUAUCAAUUUGGUUAAAAAAAGAUUGCCAGCAAAGUGGGAAGACUCGAAGUCGCAAGCCCGGGAAUCGGACCACAGUGAACCCUUUACCAAACGUUGGAUUAGAUCACUAAAAUUUUACAUUUAUAGUGGCCGGUUUAUUUGGCCAUUAUUUUAAACGUUUUUUUUCUGUGUCUGUGGAUCCAAUUCCUAAAUCUCGUGCGAGUUGCAGCCCAGGUAUAUGAGAGAGAUGUAUGAAUUACGGCCGCAUAAUAAUUACCACAUCAUAUCAGCCUAUUAACGUUAUUCUGCAAAAAAGAGCUAUUCUUGUUCAUAUGUUUUGAAUCCACUGCUUUUGAAUUUUGUAUAAGUCUCAGAUUGGAUUCAACAAAAUCGCCACGAAGUGGCAAACGUUACUGUAUUAAGAUGGUUUGUAUAAAACGACAUGUUUAGUAUUAUUGAUCGUCCGUUGUUAUAUUUUAAUUUUGAUACCAAUUUCGAUGUGGUACAUUUGUGCAUAUUUUUUAUAAAUAACAAAAUACAAUAAAACUAGGUAUAUCAGCGAAAAAUUGUCUAGAUAAAAACGGUCCCUCGGGCCAUAACUGUCUUAUAGCCAAAAAAAUCUAUCAACAAAUUAACACGUUUUAUUCGAAAAACAAUUACCGUUAAAACCCUGUAGGCACUGUAAUACUAAUAAAUGCUAUUCGUACGCAUAUUUUCGCGUUACGUAUACAUGCGGCCCGAUCCCCGGGGAGCCCGUUAAAAAUAUACACGGCGCGCGUGGCCCAAUCACCGACCGCCCGAAUAGUCGAAUAAAAUACGUGUUAAAAAUCGACCAUAAAUCGCGCGGUCGAAAUCUACUCGACGACGCUGUGCGUAACGAACACCCGCCGUACCGACGGCCAAUGACGAGAACAAUAAUGACCGAUAAGCUCAAACGAGUGAACGGGGGAGACGCGUUAAAAAACAUCCGGUACUCGGGGCAUUCGUCGAUAUCGUAACCGCACUACAAACCGACGACGAGUCGCCACUAUCCGUUUUCUGAAUUUCUCGUUUCCAUAUUCCGUAUUAACGAGCCUACGUUUUACGUAUGCCGUUGAGCCCGCAUUAAUUGACGGCAUCCGGUACGGGCGUCAAUAUACGUUCAUUUUUUUUUUUCCAACUCUCUUCAUCGUAAACCAAUAUCACGCGGCAACAAUAAUUUCGGUGAACAACGUGUGUGCUUAUUAUUAUUUGUUUUUUUUUUUUUUUUUUUUUCAUCAAAACGCGAUCAUUUCACGAUGUUCCGGUCUAGAACUGCAUCGCAGGUUAGGAUUACACAGACUACAAAGGAAAAUCAAAAAAAAAAAAAAUAAUAAUAAUAACGUACGCGUAUGAUUCGCAACUGUAGCCGUUGUACUUGCACAAAGACGGGGAGGCGAGAAGAUUGAAUACAGGAGUAAGAUUGCAAACGAAAAAACGAUUCGAGUACAGUACAUAAACAGUAUAUAAACACGUUUAUACAUUUCGUUAUUUUCAAUGUUGUAAUUUUUUGGUUUUUAGAUUUUGAGCGAAUCUAAUAUUGUGUUAGUUUAACUGCGAUGCGUUGAUGCGUACUUUUUCUGUCCGACGAAUCAAAACGAUUUUCGACCAGAUAUCCUAUUCCGAUUAUCAAUAUCAGAUGCGUUUUCUGGUAGGCAUUAAUAAAUUAUACCCACAACAGUGGCUGCGCCCGUCUCUAUUAUCCUAGGACACCAGAUUUUUUUUUUUUUUAUCUUUCGACAUUUCACCAUCGAUAUUUUAACAAUAUUUAAUAUUGCAUAUUCGUUUUGUAUAACACGGGAAACGGUAAUACGUUCGAAUAUUCCGUCCCGUUGGCGCGUGCCGUCGUCACAGAUGUUUGUCGAUAUCGCUGCUGCUAUUGCAGCGAUUGGAACACAUCCCUACAAUUAGUAUUAGAGUUAUUUUAAAUACCAACGCGUUUAUAAUAAUAUUUUGUUCGACGCGUGUAAUAAUCACCGUGUUAUCAUUUAUUGUAAUCGUGAUUGUAAUUGCCCUUUAUAUAAAUAUGUAUACAAUUGGCAUAUGCGUUGUAAUUUUAAUUGUUGUCGGUCGGGUUACGUACUUAAACGCAAACAGAUAACCAAUAACGAGUUAUUAUUGCGAAAAAGGGGACGGAUUCAAUAUAAUCUUAAAUUCCGAGAUCAACAACUGUGCCAGAUACAUAUUAUACGAGUAUAAAAAAACUCUCCGCAAAACUGUUUUUAAGGAGUAUUCUUUUAAAUUAAUCUGAAAUUUGUUUAAUGCAUUCAAUUCGAUGCAUUCAAAUUUAAUUUUUAAAAUUCUUUUGAAUCGAUUCGUAAUAAAACCGUCGGAUUAACGUCGAAAAUGCAGACGAAUCACUUGAUUUCUAUGAUAUAAUCGAACAGAACAGUCGUGUAGUAUACCCGUAUAAGUCAAUCCGGAUUAAUUUACUCCUAUUUAUUUGAUCGGUUUAAACGUGAUAAAAUCUCCCGAAAACAUAGAUAAAAUCCGAUCAGUUUUCAAGUGAGUAUUAUUAUGUUUUAAAUUCAUCUGAAAGUUGAAACAUUAAUAACCCAUACCGGAAAAGUACACUUACUUUUCCCGAGGCGAUCAGGAAAGAAUAAAAGGCCGAAAAAAAGCGAUCCUGGUAUUAUUCCAACGUUGAACAAUUGAAACCAGUAAAAGGUUAGUUUAGGACGGUUAGGUUAACGAAUCUUAAGAGAUCAAGAGCUUUCUUUCGUCAUAGAGAGUUGUCGCAAUAGAGAGAGAGAAGAAAACGUAUGGGUUUCAAUGUAAACCAAUCAACGUAAUUAAGUAAUUUUUACGUUACAUAGAGUUUUUCGAUAGGCAAAGUUUCGUUAUUAAGAGUUUUCACUGCAUAAAUAGUUGGUAUUUUUAUAUGUCGAGGUUAUAACACCCUCUAAUACCGCGCGCUUGUCAACGUAUAUUGUAAUCCUUAAAACCUUAAUCCGUGGUGUAAUACCUGUGUACACAUAUGACGAGUAUAACAGAUAUGACGGCGAUUAAGAUAACAAUAUCACAAAAUCCUUCUGUAUAAUUAACUACACUUGAUUGUACUUAUUACUAGAUUUAAUUUAUUAAUUCGGAUUUAGCAGUCGGGUGUAACGUGUACACGUAGAUACGUCGAGAUUGUAUUUAUUUAUUUUUUUUUUUUUUUUGUUUCACUGUACGCGUAUGUCUCUAUAACCAACAGGCGAUAAUAAUGUUUACUUAACAAACCGUGAAGCUGGGGCGGCGGCGGUCUUUGUGCGACAACGGCAAUUUACUAAUGUUUUUUUUUUUUUGUAUUCUUUUUCUUGCGCCCCAUUCGAAUAAAUAUAAUUUUUCGCGUUGGAAAGUAUAAAAAUGUGUAUUAUUACUUAUAUAUAUAUAUAUACAUAUAACUACAGUGAUUAUGUCUAAUACACGUGUCGGUUUCGCAAUAUUUUCGCGACGGCGGCGACGGCGUCUUGUCUGCUUGUAGUCCGAGGCGUUUGACUGUUGCUAUUACCGUUACAACAACACGUUGCAUAUAAUACAAUAAAAAUAAUAAUAUUAUACACGUAUCUAUAUAUAUAUAUAUAUAAAAAAAUUUACACCGCCGACGAAAAUCGAAAUCCCAAGGUGAAUGCGAUUAUUUAUUUUUACGUUUUCACACAAUAUAAUAACGUACAACUCGCGUUAUAUUGCGUGCAACGCGCGUGCGCGUGAGCAUAGGGAAAACGUAUUGAAAAUUUCGCCCGUAUAAUGAUAUUAUACGAAUGUCGUACACAUGACCACGGAUAAUAACAAACAAUAAAUAAUGUCCGCGCGCGCCUACCGCCGAAAAAACCGCUCGCUCCCAAGGACGCGCGAUUUCGUAACGAGAAACGUGCCCGCGGGGGGGAAAAUGACCAAAAGGAAUAUGCUGUUGGCCGCGUGCGCGUAACGCGUCCGGACGUAUCUGCGCGGACGUUGCGCGUCGGCAUCUCGGGUUCCGCACCGCGCGGGUUACACGGACGUGUCGGCGCUGAACUCGCCGGUUUCCGAAAAUACGCGAUUGCGUACGGGAAACGGACGCGCCCUGUGUAUUCGGUACGUGCGUGCAGAGUCCGGGAGACCGCCGGUGAUCGGUGUGCAAUAGUGCGUACGUGCGAUAUCGUGUUGUUACAACGAUAGUUGUAAAAAAAAAUAAAAAAAAAAAAAUAAAAUUUCUACAAAACUCCGGUUGCGGUUUUCCUUUUCGCGAGAACGUUCUAGAAAAUUGCCGCGUGACCGCGAUGUGUGUGAUGACGUCGACGCGAAAUAGACGGGGGGAAAAAAAAAAAUUAAACCACACGUGUUGCGAUCAGACUUUCGAACGUUCGUGAGCGGGCGAAUAAUAGGGAGGGAAACCAUAGAGAAUUUCGUAGAUAACGAGCGAGGCACAUUGAACAACUGACCAAUACCAAAAUUAUAUCAUAAUGCGUAAUUCUAACAAAUUAUAUCACGCGUCUGUAUUGUAGAAAACGCUCAACGUAUUUAUGCGUUCGGCGAAAAUGCCAAGUCUCUCGAACCCGACCAAACCUACCGACCAGAUGAAACUAUUCCGAAAUUUACUAGUUAUUGGAUUGAAAGAAAGAGGAGAAAUUCUGGAAAAAUUCUCCGGACAGUCGGGGAGAAGCGAGCAUUGCUAUUUACCAUUUGAUCGUGAUGCGGAAAUCGUAUAGGACGCAUAAUAAGACAAAACCCCUUCAUAACCGACGUAACGGAAGGAAGAAUCAAUGGACGCAAAGGAAGUAGUAGGACAGACUAUUUAAUUGAUCGAUUCGCAACGGGUAUUCGCAUAAUGUGAAGACUGGCAUUAAGAGGUGAGAAGAGUGGGAGUCGAUUUUCGCUACGAGAAGACUUUAUAGCAAAAGAAGAAGUCAUAGUUUUUAUUUAGGUUUUGGGAAAAAUACAAAGAAUUUCGGAAAAUCUCCACCGUAUAAAUCUAUGCAUUUAGGUAUAAAUUUACAAAUUCUACAGAGGUCGAACACUCGUUCGCAAACUGAAGAAAAAAAACGUACAAUGGUAUAGAUUAUUAAUCUUCGCCCAGAAACUCAAUACAAUAUUAUAUUGUACCCGAACCCAAUCGAGUCGAAAUCGUGAUUCGCAGCUGGAAAUAUCAUAAGUGUUCACAGUUUUAUUUCGGAUUCCAAACAAAACCUGUCACCGAACAAUAUAAAAAUAUCGGCCAAGGUCACCGUCCUAAUUCUAUAUCUUCGAAAAAUGUUUCGAUAUGACUGGAUUUUAUUUAUUAUUUUUUUUUUUUCUACAACGAAAGUUAUAGAAAAACAUAUGCAAAAUAAUAAUUGAUCUAAUUUUAUCGAACCAACGUCAGUGGUGUUUUCUUAAUGGUUUUGCUCGGAUGUCAUUAUUUACGGCCGGCGUUUAGUUAUUAUUUAGGAACCGAGAUCAUCGGACAGACAUAAAAUGUACGCACUACGCGUAAAAUACGUUCGUAUACAAACAAAAAAGUAAUAAUAAUAAAAAAAAUUACGUAAUCAAAUCAUUAUUUUUCCAACAUCACCUGCUUAUUCGUUUUAUUUUGAUAAUUAACACGAUAAAUCGAGUUUUCUUAUCUGCUUAAUACGCGUGUAUUAUCAUAAUACUAUUAUAUAGUUUAUUUGAACGAAAACAAUAAUAAUAAUUGCCUACAACCUACCGAUAUUUGGUUAGGAAUAUAGUGCAACCGGUUCACAACGUAUUACACAAUGGACUUACCGUGACGUAUUAUAAUAAUUAUAGUCACACGUUUUAACGGGAAAAAAAAAAAAAAAUAAUAAUCAAUAAACACAUUAUCACUUAUAAUUCACAUUUUCAAACGUCAUUUAUCGGUUUUAGAUUCUAAACGGGGGUAUGAACGUAUUGGUUUGACAAUGAUGUUUAUUUUUUUUUCUUCUAUGAACAACUUUUCUACCAGAAAUUUCUCUCCGUUUUUCAUGUGUAGUACUUUUUCCGAAAGGAAAUCCGACCGCGGUGGUACUUUAGAAAAGUUGAUUAUUUAUUUUCUCAAAAUUUUUCAUUAUAAAUAAAUAGAAAUGUAGGAUAAAAACAAAUCGUAAAUAUUACAGCCUUCCCAAACAUGUACAACCGAACUUCGCUCAGAAUCGUUUUUCAUUAGCAAUGGUUUAUCGUUACUUAUAGCAGAUAUACAUUAAAUUUACUCUCUACCUUCCCAAAUCAUUUACAACAGUGGCCCACCCUUCGCGCGAAGUGUGUCCAUUUGAUUUUUAGCAUGCGUUUAUCCCCCCUUGGUUUUUUUGUUUAUUCCAUGUCUGGGGCACACUAUAUGCGGUUAUGCAUUCGGAUAACAAUGGAAUAAACCGUGUCUCAAUGAUAAUUGUUUAAAACGGUAUGGCAGUCCUGUCGGGGGAUCCGGGGUUUUUUUCAAAUACUACGAUUUUUUCAUUUAAAUUUUUAUAGUAGGAAAUGAAUUUCAUUUAAUUUAUUAUUAUUUUAAAGAUUUUAAUUUCAAGAAAUAAGAAUAGUUUCCACUUUUAAUUGACUUAAUUUACUCACAUUAUAUACUUAUUUGUUUAUGAAAAUUAAGUAUCUACACAAGUGUGAAUAGUGACUAAUGAAUAACUCACGAACAACUUUAAUAUCAAAUAUUUUUAUAUUUAUAUUUAUUUGCAAAGAAAAUUAAGAGGCACGAGUUUCUUUUUUGUAGCAGGAACGAAAAACGGGAAUAAAUUUAUUUUUAAAAAAAACAUUGCAUACACUGUCAAAAACGUAAUGAAUUUAAAACAAAAUUAUUAGAAAUAUAUUAUUUCAAAUUACUUUUCUAAUGGAGGAAAUAUGAUCACAGAUAUAUUACGGCCAUAUUUGUCUUUGGCCAUUUCGGUGUAUUGUUAUUUUUUCCGUGGACAUUUUUGAUUUGGCCAUUAUUACCUAGACUCAAAUUGAAAAUAUAAUUUAUUGACCGAGAGUUUGAUUUUAUUUUUUCCAGACAUACUUACCAAAUACUAUUCCCAAGUCAACUCUCACAUACGCAAGCAGUUUAUUCAACAGUUGAACACGUAUUGCAACAAAACCAUUUUGUUAGAAGAAACGGGCGACGAAGAGGAACACCAGUACCAAUGGACCUAUUACAACGCUUUCUUUUUCGCCCUGACGACCCUGAGCACAAUCGGUGAGAAAUCAAUCGACAGACCAAUAACUGUGUGUGUGAAUUUUAGCUAUUUUCUUUAAAAAUACGGUUUAUUUAGUCUUCGGUAUAUUAUGCGUUUUUUUUUUUCCAAAAUCUAAUUGGCAAUUCAAUUAUAUAUGAAAAAAAAAAAAAAAAAACUAAUAAUAUUCUAAAACUUAUACGUCUCGCAGAAUAAUCACGAAUCCACGCUGGUUUCGAAUAACGAGGUGGUUUCGGGAAUGUGGACCGAGUCCUGCGUCUUGCAGAGAUAUCGGGAUAUUUCUCUCGGACGUAAAUUAAUAAUUACACAAAUUUUGAUUCUUGACAUUAUAACCGUUAUAUGUACUAUAAUAAAGACAUCGCAUUGUUUUCGCACUGCUGAAUGUUUUGGGAAAUUGUUUUAGGUUACGGAAACUUGCAUCCAACCUCGGCUACUGGACGCAUACUGGUGCUGGUUUACUCGCUAAUUGGCAUUCCGCUCAACGGAAUCGUGUUGACACAACUCGGAAGCUUUUUCGAGUCAAGAGUAAGUAAACCAAUAUGAUAGUAUAAUUUUCAAUGCAUUCAAUUACUGCCCGACCGAUAUGCAGGGAUGGAAGAUCAGGUGUUAUAUCCCAACCACUUUCUAAUCGCAUUAAAAAUAGAAUUAUCUGUGAAUAUCCGUUUGGUUAUUUAAUCUUGAAACUUUACGUUUCAACCAGGCUACAAAAGGAAAAAAUAUUUGACUUAAAAUUCUCAGAUAAUUAAUUACGACAAAAACAUCGAUUCUGCGAUUUAUCCAUGAGUAGUGAGUACGGAUUUUAAAGCAAUAAAAACCUAAAGAAAAGCCCCCCCAAAAAAAAAAAGCAAAACAACUUUAUAAAUAUUAUAAAAAAACUUAAAAAGGGCAUUAAAAAACAUGUUUUUGGAUAAUGGAGACGGGUGAAGCCUCUGUUAUAGGUAAUUUAAUGUAUAUCUGUAAGCAACGAAAAUUGCAUUGCUAACGAAAAAAUGAUUCUGAGCGCUGUUUAGUUGAUAGCGAUUCUUUGUCAACAAUAUAUAUGUUAUAUUAUCAUAAAAUAAUUAAAUAGGCUUUUAUAUUUUCUUUAAUAAUAUUCGUUUAUUGUUUAACUGAUUUCCCCCAGUUGUUCUACGUUUUUCUCGGUUUUCCCAUGUAUUAUGCCGGUUUCUCAAAUUUGAAGAGAAAACUCUUGAGAAAAUCGAAAAAUUACCUCUUCGUAAAACCAUAGCUCUUUUUCGCUCCACUCAAAAUUUAAAAUGGGUGUUUUUUAAAAAAAAUAAGCCAUAUUUUUGUGUUCAUUUGUCGUUCUAAGAUAAAUUAAUUAAAAAUUAAUCUACUAUAUACCAUACGGUACGCGAAUCACAUUAUCUAAAUUGCAUCAAUAAAUAUAUCAAUAAUAAGAUAAACUCGAUUGAACUAGGUAUGACCUUGGAACACAUAGUAUAAUAUAAAAAUAAAUAUUAACAUUUCAAAUACGUUUCUUUAGAACACAUUUUGAAAAAAUGUAAUUUUAAAGCAAAAAAAAGUACCUAAAAUACCCGAAAAAGCGCAUUAAUAUACAAAUAUACAAAAAACGUAAAAAAUAACAAAAAAAUACAAAAUAAAAUGUCGUGCAUUUUAUUCAAUGUAGCGUGAAUCGAAUUUGUAGCCGACAUAUUUUCGUUUUAAAGCUAUUGAGAACGUCCGACCUAUUUUUUAGCGUACAAUCGAGAACGUUCGACACGGAACAACAAAAUUGCCUCGACUCAGAAAAAAAAAUAAAAAAAAAAAAAACAGUGCUCUUGAAAACGAAAUUAUGUGCAACGUUGACGAACUGAAUUCAAGUGGAUAAAUAAACUAUGAUAAACUUAGCGAAAUUUACGACAAAACGGUAUUUGUGGGAAUUAAAAACAAAUAAAUUUCCACUGCGUUCAGAGGAUAUAAGUCUUGGUUGUUUUCCUUUUAUUGUUAAAGCAUUAACGUAAAACGUUUCGCACAUCGACACUUAAAACGGGGAAAAAAAAAAACACGUAAUGAACAAUAAUGCACUAAUGCGUAUAUUUUGAUUGUCCGUCGCGAACAAUUCGUUAUCGUUGUAUUUACAUAGGUUAUCAUUAUUAUUGACGGAUUCGGUAAUAAUGCCGUCCCGAACGAAAAAAAAAAAUAGGUUAUCGUUAAACCCGAAUCGCGACACAAUGAAUACGCGUAUAUUUUCGCUCGGUUGAAUUUUCAAAUUGCCGCGCGUUCGGCGACGUCGCGUGCAAUCGUAAAAGCCGAGCGUUCUACUCAAUCGCAUUCCCGCCAUUCCGAAAUCCGUACGCCGGCGAUUGGUGAGUGCCGUUCGUUCCCGUCGCGGACCCUCGGGCGCGUCACUUCGGACGCCCGCGAUUCGCGAUCCGUUCGAUGACGGCACCGUUUUGACGAGCGAACGGUUUUUCGACGGCCUUCCGCGCGGAAAUCCCGGAUAAUUACGAGCGCGGGGAAAACGAAGGUCAGGUACGCGAUAACGGGUGUCCCGUGUCCGAGAACCGGUCGUCCCGGGGAUACGCGUCGUCAUCGUCCGUUGCGCGUCGCGACCGCCGGGUUUUCGAUCGGUUCCCGAUUCACCGCUCGCCGGACAACGCGACGGCGGCCGCAGUGUGACAUCUCGCCGGGCGUCGCAACACUCGCCUCCCCGCGCUAUUACGGCCGGCGCGCCGUCCGUGGCCGCGGUCCGGGCGAACGGCGGUCCGUCGUUAAAAUGCAAUCAAUGCGAAAUCGGCGGCCGUCCGAUUGGAAAGUCGCCGGCGCAAUACCGCGGCGUCCGCUCCCCGCGACCGGUGCGGCCGGUAAAGCGAUCGGUUUUCCGAAUUACACUUCGGCCGUCCAACCGUAACGUUUACACGGCCGGGCGCACGGCGAGCGUCUCCGGCUUUCCGAUUGAAUCGCGUCCCGCGCACAACGCUAACACGCGCGCGAGCAGUGGCCGCGGCGCGGCUGCCCCGGUUUCCGCCGAACUCGUGCACUUCCCCGUUCCGCGGAUUCGCGUUUCCGUUAAAUCGUAAAAUUCCGUCGAUUCCCGUUAAUCGCGCCCGCGUAAAACCGAAUAAAAAUCGAAAAACAAAAGGACGGACACGCUUCGCGCGCGUGCGUGGCGGCCGCCGUCGCAGGUGGAAACCGGGAAGGUAGGACGCAGGAGGGAAUUGCACGUAUGUGCGUAAGCAACGAUAAACCAUCGCCCGGAAUACAUUUUCGCGUCGUGCCUUCCCGACUUUCCGCCUACGGCCGCGCGCACCCGUCAGAAAUUUCGGAUCCGUUUCAUUCCGCAGCAUUGUAAAUUACGGAAUUCUUUUGUACGCCGAUUCGCAAUCGUUUAACGGGAAAAUCGAAAUAAUUAUUCCGGCGCGCCUUCUCGCGCCCGAUUUUUUAAAUGGCCCGUCUAUCCGCGGAUUGUGAUUUGCGUAGCGUACCGUUUCGUUUUCCGGUCGAAUAAAAUUAUUUCGUACGACGGACGAGAGUUUUAAUCGAAUUCGCGAGCCCGGAGGCCGACCCGCGGUCGACCGUUUUCCGUUCAAUAUAAAACACGGUAAUCUGCGUAAUAUGAAUCCGUAGUAUUUUUUACAUAGUUUUCAGCGUUGUGCGCCGCAAAAUCGUUUAGCGUGUACGUUUACCGAGCGCUGUGCUCGGAACACGAGCAAAGGACGGCGGGAUCGUUAUUACUUGCACGGCAUCGGCCCGCUCACGAACAGGGUUCACGUUUUACAAUUUUAUUUUUUUUUUUCCAGACAGCCCCGUGUCACUGAUCGGCGGGACGCUGUUUUUAGGGGAGAACGUAUUAUGUCGGUGUCCCGGGGAGAUAUGACAAACACAACGGCUUUUGUUCCGUUUGAUAUUUUGAAGUUUUUUUUUUUUUUAUACAUAUAAACAAUAUACAAUCGUCAAAUUACAGCGCUUUGAUUUCUCUAUGUUACGUGUUUUUUUUUUCAAAUUAAAAAUAAAAAAAAUUUACAAUUUUUAAAGUAUUUUCUUUUUACAAUUUUCAAGAACGCCGUUUUCUAAAUUUAUUUUGAAAAAUACGAACAUACUUCGCUACUAACGAUAAACCAUUGCUCACUAAAACGAGUAGAUACUGAUGCUUUGUCAACAAUAUAUAUAUAUAUAUAAUAUACAUAUAUACAUGUCAUAUUUUGGGAAACUAUUUAAAUAGGCAUUGUAUAUUUUCUAUAAUAAUAUUUGUUUAAUAUUGUACCGAUUUUUCCUAUUUGCUGGAAAAAUUGCUUGGGAAAAUCCUGGAUACUUUGACAAAUACCUUCUCAGUCAGAUUUUCUAUCAGAAAAAGUUCUACCAUAGUAAGUCCGAGCAAAAUUCCUAGUAGAAAAGUUGUCCACAGAAUGAAAAACCAUAGUGUUUUACUAAUAGUAUACAUAUCGUAAGUUUUCCCGUUUUUCUUACUUUUUCUUUUUUAUUGAAAAAAAUUCCGGAAAAAUCAAAAAAUUACCUUUCUAAAAUAUCACCCCCAGAAAAUUGCCUUUCAGAUAAAGGUCUACAUUGUAUACACCGGUGUGAGAUUUCUGGUAGAUAAAAUGUGCGUUUCAAAAAAAAAAAAAAAAAAAAUAUUUGUAAUACCGCUACACUCAAAAUCUAAAAUGAUUGGCCAUACAGAUGUUGACUAAUUUUAAAUUCAAUAUUCUAUUGUUUUUGAUAUUUACAUUUAUAUCAUUAAAACAAAUAUUUUAGAUAGACAAAUUGGUCGUUCUAUUGAUAGUUAUUUAAUAGCGCUAAUGAAACAAUUUAAAUUAUCGUAAACUUUAAAACAUUUAAAAAAAUUAACCACUUAUUUUAUAAUUUCAUGUGUUCAUAUAAUAAACAAUUAACGUAUUUUAUUUCAAAACAAAAAUUAUCUCACACAUUUAGUGAAAAAUACAUUUUUCGUUGUAACUUAAAUAAAAACAUAAAUUGUACGGAUCAUAGGGGUCAAAAAGUUCUAGUAAUUAUAAUAAAAAUGAACACUUAAACGUAUUGAACAAAACAAAAUUUACUGCAUUUGUCAGCCUUCCGCGGAACGUUCUGUACCGAAUAACGUAAUUUAUAUCAGAAUAUUAUAACAAUAAUCAAUUGCUAACGAGAAACGAUUCUGGGCGAAAUAAUAUCAGUCGUGUUUCCCCUUCUUCAAAUCAAAAAUAACUUCUUCGAGGUGAUAAUGUUGUCAACAAUUUUACUCGAAAGUUCCCAUAAAGUUUUUGAUCGGGGAGAAAAAUCGUUUAGAAACACAAACAAGUUGGAGUAAUAAUAAAAAAAAAAAAAAAACACGUAUAAUACGUGAAAUGCAAUAUAAAAAAUAAUAAAAUAUAAAACAGCUAUAGCUAAAAUAUGCUCUAAAAAGCUGAAACUGUAAAACGCGGAAAAUAAAAUUUAGGAUUUAGAUUCUUUACGCGAUGAACAGUAUUUACGUUUAACUCUGUUAUUUUUUCUAAUCUUUCGAAAAUACAGAUUCAAAUGCCAGAAGUCCUUGACCCCGAUCAUAUUGCCGGACCAAUAUAGCCGCUUAUUAUUCAGAAGCGUUAAAAAAAAAAAAAAAAAAAAAAAAAAAAAAAAACGUUCAUUUUCAGAAAAACCACGGAAUUAUGCACUUUGAAUGUCGCGCGUUGUUCGAUAACUGCGAGUGCGUACGGCAGAGCUUCGCGACCGUAAAAUUAUAACGCGUUCAAGGCUCAACCGAUUAAUUAUUAUCAGCUGUUACGAAACGAAAAAAAAAAAUUAACAACGACACUCGAACGGUCGAUCGAACGUUUUUAAUUUAAUUUCGAAAACACAUAAAAGAAAAAAAAGAGACAAAAAAAAAACAAAAAACGAAAUCUCUUUGUUUUCGUUGUUGCGUUCGGCGUGUAGUUAAACGCGUACGGGACGCGCGGCGCGAACGCUAUUCGGACGUUCCGCGCGGUUUCUUUUUCCAUUCAAAUUGCGAUUCUCGUCGGUUUUAGGCACUGGCGUCCGACGCCGCCGUGACGCCCGUGCGCCGCGAACAAAUGCGACGCGACACGCGCCCGGUCGCCAGACUCGCCGAAACGUACCGAUAACAUUGCCGUUACGUUUCGCCGCGAACCCGCGGUAAUCUCGGUAGCGUCGCGGUACGCUGCGCGUUUUGUUGCCGCGGUCGUAAAUCGUCGCCGCGAUAACGCGUGACGCGCGCCCGUCAAACUAAAAAUAAACGUUAUUGAAAAUUAGAUUAAAAAAAAAAAAAAUUAAAAAAAAUUGUUAUUAUUAUCGUUAUUAGUGCGCUUCGCGACUUCGGCCCGUUACUGUGUAAACCCUCGAAAUCCGUUCGGCGGACGGACGGCCGACGCCCGCGGCGGUUUUUUUUUUUUUUUUGUACAAAACUGGAACCGCGCGGCGCGUACGCCCGGUAUUUCGCUCGUGAACGGCGGCAUUAUGUGAGACGCGCGCGACAGACCGCGUCCGCCGAACCGUUUCAAAUCCCUCCGGUUGACUCGAAACGACGCCGCGUGUAUCCGCGGACAACCGUUUCGAAUCGAACGCAACCACCCGGAGUUUCGACCGAACUAAAUUUAUAUACGCGUUUGGGUAUUCCGCCGGUCGGACUGUUAUCACGCGCAAUAUCAUUUGUUAAUUAAUAAUAACAAUCGGGGAACUUUAGCGUUGUCUUCGAAUGUUUUUUUUUUUUUUUUGUACAAAACUGGAACCGCAAGCGUCUACCCCGACACAAGCUUAGGCGUAUAGGGGUGGCGUUUUUAUGUACUUUGUUUAAAUAAAUAAACUUUUCAAAAAAAAAAAAACAAUAAAAGCGUAUCGUAACCGCGUUCGCUGUCGGGACAUAAUAACAGAACGUUUGUGCGUCGAUUCGAUAAUUUCCCAAACGGAACGGAACGAUUAUUGUUAAUACUAUUACGCGUACAGAGCGUGUCCGAGUCGGCGAAACAUUUGCGAGAUUUUAGAUUCUGAGCCAGCGGCUCACCUAGGAGUUUUCAGAGCACACGCUGGUAACAAAAGUAAACCCGUUCGUCCGUUUUUCUCAUGCGGGAGUCACGUACUCGUUACACGUUUCACAAGCAUACACCAGAAAACCUUUGGCGUUUCCUUUCAAAAUUAUUUUCGUAAAACGAUUCCUGUACGAGUACAAAAGUCUGUCGUUCAAACGUAAUUACGCAUUUGAACUGCAACGGUCUCCAACUCGAUACGAUAACCAAGAUCAGAGAGCAUAUUAUGCGGUUGCAGUACUUGGUAACGUGUCCGACCGUCACUGUUCCGAGAGAACCGGGGAUUCUAUUAGUUUUACUACCUACUUAAAUCGUCUUUGCCCGUGUCUGUAAACAACUCUUCCAUAUUAGUAAUCUUCCGCCAAUCAAUUGGUUUACGGGAACUUUUUUCAUGGCUAGUCGGUGCUUUGAAAAGGUAAUUGUUUUCGUCAGCGGAGUUUCCUAAAUAAACGUGAAACAAUUUUUGUUGCUUUUGAAAAACACGACUAACAAUGAAAUCUACUAGGAAACUUGUUUCGUUAAUAAUAGUUUAUUGUUGCGUACAGAUUUUAAUAUUAAACUAUACUCUAUAGCCUGUACACGGCAAUUAAUUUGACACACGAUACUCGUUAUUUAAGAGUUGACUUGUUUGGACAAAAAAAAAAAAAACGUUUUGACGAUUCCAGAAACAAGCAGAUCUGUAACGGUACAUUACCAUUAUAUUUUGUCGCCCUUAUUUUCGAGGAGGGCGGGACGACUACGCAAUUUUUUACUUCCAAACGAUAAUCUAUAUGGUAAAUAAAUGUAUAAAUACAAAAAUGAAUAUAUGCGUCGCCCGAUGGAGUAUUAUGAUAAGCGUAUUACACGACCGGUUUCGAAUUGAAAAUUCACCAUCGGGUAUAUACCACAGUCGAAAUGUAAAACGCUGCUGAACAUAAAAACAAAAUGAAGGAUUAUACAGACAAAAACAAAAUGUGCAAAUUAUGUCGUUUUACGUAGUUUUUUAAAUUAUUAAAUUUAUUUUAAUAGCAGAGGUUAUUUAAAAUGGGUUAUCAUCAGACAUAGAUAUGUAGAGAAAUGCAACAAUAACCAAAAUCGUUUGGUUAUUGUGUACAUGUAAUUCUUAAUAACUGAAUAACUGAAUUAAUUAUGUAAUGUGUAAUUAGAAUAAAUGUAAUUCUGCGCAUACACAAUGAUACAAAGAAACAUAAUUUAAAUGUACAAACCGAUUUUAAAAAUAAUUUCUUUUAUCAAUACAUUUUAGACAAUAAGUAUUGGCCUUUUUUCCCUCCGUCUGCAUUUCGCAUUCACCGGUUGCGGCCGUUCUAUCUCGUUGAGUUUCAGUAAAAUUGCCACAUUUUACGUUGCGUACACAGACAAGAGUUGUUUACAACUGAUCGUAUGAACAAUUUGUUUUUUUUCUUUUUUCAAUAUUAUCGUUUUUAUCGAAAAACUAGUAUUUCAAUGCAAUUUAUCUUAAUUCUAAUCAUUAAUAACAUAUUAGGAAAUUAAAAUACCGAUCAGGGCGUAAUGCGAUCGUAUUUUUAUUGCGUUCUUCACAGUAUAAUUUUCAAAACCUAUCAGCGCUAUGAUAUCACUGUGAUAUUUCGUAACGUUGCGUUAGUUUAAUGCGAAAAACGCAUAAUGUAUGCAUAUAUAUAUAUAUAUACUUAUUGUAUCGAAUGUGAGUACUACAAGCGUACUUAUAUCGAAUUAGAAAAUAAAAGGAUUUCGGUUAAUAAAACAUUUCGACACGAGUACACGUGCACGGGAAAAAACGCAUAAUAUAAUAUAAAUUAUUAUUAUUGUACGACAAGCGUGACGGGCGGUCGGGUUAUCGAGAAUCGCAUCUUUCCAAUAGGAAAAUAAAACAUACGUGGCGGCUGACGCAAUUGAAAGUUUUGUUUGUUCGCAGACAACAAGGCAGCAUGCGUAUCGUUAGGCAACGUUAAAACGACUAGAAAUCUCUAAUAGUCACGAAAAUAACUUGAGGUCGAUACGCAUUUUCACUAACUUGCCCACACUUGGUAUUAUUAACUGGAUUGAGUUGAGUAUACACGAGAGUGUUCGGUGGAAUCGACAAAAAUGAUUUGAGCUCGUUAAGUUAAAAUGGAAAAAAAAAAAAUAAUAAAAACUUCGACUCAACAUAAGUUUAUUUUUUAUUUUUUUUUUUUUUUUCCUAUGCGUGAUUAGCGCGAGUAUUGGACAUAGAGUAAUAGAAUAUAUCGUAUUCAUUUGUUUAGUUCGACGCCCGUGCGAAUUAACUGUACACAUUUAAAUUGACAAAACGAAAACUCGAUCCGAUCGCGUCGAGAACCACACAAACGCUAAACCCGACUAUAACUUUUUAACCGUCGGCCGCCGUUGAAAUCAAUUCGAAAACAGUGUAUAUAAUAAAAAAAAAAAAAAAAAAACAAAAAAAAAAUUCUAUAAUUUCACUCAAACCGAGAAGCGUUUGCGUAUGGUCCGGGGGAGGGGGGCGGGGAAAUUGUACGAUUGGUGGACGACAUUACCAUUUUGAUUGUGAACGCGGACGUUUUCGUUUAGAUCCUGCGGGCUCACUACAGCUACAAGACUCAACGGAUGAUGGGGCCGCAGUUGAGCCUCAUCGUGGACGUGGUCACCUACCUGAUACCCGGCAUAAUCGUGUUCAUAUUCGUCCCGUCGUACAUCAUAUCCUACUUCGAGGGAUGGACGUUCGACGAGAGCGUGUACUUCGCGUUCGUCACGUUGACCACCAUUGGCUACGGGGAUUACGUCGCCGGUAAAUAUCGCUAUCGUCGCGCGUCGUUAAUGUCGUGUACGCACUCGCGCGCCGCCCGUCCGUCCGCCGUGAAAACCCGCGGGUCCGUCCCGGCACGGCGUACGGACACCGCGGCCGCUCGCUCUUCGAUCCCGAAACGCCAACGUCGACGCGCGGGAUUCGCGGGUCGGCCGCGGCAAACGAAUACGGAACCCGUAGUUUUGCGUUGUCCGAUCGGUUUUGUCAACGGCGACGGACCGCCGCCCCCCCCUCCCCCCUCCCCGCCGAGAGCCCGAAUUCCCGGGAAACGACCGACAACCGAGCGCGGCGGUCGGGUUAAUGGAGAGGACGGAGAGAGGAUCGCGUUGAAUCGAAUCCAUUUUAUCGAUUACCGAAUGUAAACGCCGCGCCGGACUCGGCUGUUGGUUUCGUUGUAAACGCGAAUCCGUCGCUGUUCUAUAUACAUAUGCGUUAACGCCGUAUCGCGUUUCAGGGCAGACCGUCAACACCGACGUAUGGUACAACGCCUACAAGGUGUUCCUGGUGUGUUGGAUCAUGUUCGGACUGGGAUAUCUGUUCAUGAUACUCAGCUUCAUAUCCAGAGCGAUGCGGUCGAAAACACUCGAGCACCUGUUCCUGGAACGGCUCAAGCACACCCAUUCAAAAAUCUGGCACCAGUUCACCAAGGACGUCGUGUACAUCAGACGUGUACUCAACGAGUCGUAUUUGUUGAAGUUUAAGGUACUUGCACGCCCGCGGUGUCCACCGCAUCGUACACGUUUGCGUCUCCGACCCCCCCUCACCUCUCCCAACGAAUAACGCGCGAUUUCGCAUUUUCCAUUGUCGAUCGAGUGAUGGACACGCCGUAGUGAUUGUCGUAUCGAAAACCAAUUACCACCUCGCAAUAAAUAAGCAUCUCUACGACACGGACGUGGCCAAAAGUCGCGCGACAAACUCGCACGACACGGUUUUCAUAAAACCGUUGUGUUUUAUGUUAAGUAUGUUGUUUUUUUUAUAAACCUAGCUGUUGUUGUACGCAAACAAGAUAACGAUACCAGUGUUGCAACGUGACGCGACGGAAACGACGCGCAGGGAGAAACUGCGCCGCAACGCGCGUUCCGUACAAGACGGUAGGCGUCGCGCGACUUUUGGCCACCUCCGUAUCGAGUAAAUGCGACUUUCGGGGUUUCGCAUUUGCAUUAAACGGGUUUCAGACGAUCCGGGGUUGUUACGUCCCUGCUAGCCCUUUAACUGCGACACCGGCCGCGUGCUCGACACCUUGUCGGGAGAUAACGCAAUAUGAUAUUUUAGGUCGAAUAACGCAAACAAAACCGUGUCUUAUCGGUAUAUUUUACAAUGUCUCUCUUGUCGAUAAUCACGCCGUUGUCCGCUACAGCCGGUGUACAAGAAAGAGGCGUCUUCGUGCGGCCUACCGUUGCGCCGGAGUCGGAGCUCGCCGAACCUGACCGAGUGGCCGGUGCUCCGGAAGACGGUGCCAGUGCCGGCGGCCCAAGACGAGGACGAGGACGAGGACGCGGUCCGCCGGCGGUUCGAGAAGCACCGGAUGAAGCGCCGCCGGGCCCUGUCCCAGAACAGGAUGCGGUCGCUGCUCCGCCGGACCAAGGCCACGUCCGAGAUAGACCUGGCCCACAUUGACAAGGAAGCCACGUUCGGCGCGGACAUCGCUUCGUACGAGAUCCUGUCCCGGGUGGUCGACGCUCUGGAGACGGCCGUGCCCAACCAGCCGCCGACCGUACACAUGCAGCAGCAGCCCGUCGAGGACUCCGGAAAUUUCGUGAGUACAUACCCGGAACCGGUCUCGAAGUAACGGAACGCGUUUUUUUUUUUUUUUUUUAUCGGUGUCCGAUCACAAUAGCGCAAAACUAAUCGUGAAUGUAAAAAAUCGCGAAAAUAAAAAUAGCGGAUUUCAAAAAAAAAACAAAUAUCGAAAAUCACAAUAGCGAAAAUUUGGUAAAUCUUUUGAAAACGGCCAAUAUUGAUGUCACUGGGUUCAUUAGGUGUUUAGUGAUAAUAAUAAACUAAAAAAAAAAAAAAACAAAAAAAACACAAAACGAAACAAUUACCUAGGUAUUUAGUGACAAACUAUGUGCCGCACUUUUUACAAAGUUCUCGUUAUCGUGUUAGUAUUGAAAUUUGUAAUUGAUGUACAAGUUUCGCCGGUUCGCGUGAUCGAUUAUUUUAGAGUUCGCUAUUUUUAACUCUCGCCGUUAUUUGAUUCGUGGUGUUUUUCGCUUCGCUAUUUUGGCCUGGACCCGUUUUAUCUCGUUUACCAUUAACCGCCGUUUCGCCCACAGAACAAGAAAAAGGCGUACUCGUUCUCCGAGGGCGUGGAAGGGUUCUCAGCCGAGUACAUAUUGGCCAGCGAAAAGAACGAGUGGACCGUUGGCGGUGACAUGUUGAACCGAGAAAACACGUUUGCGUCGAAACACGGGAACUCCUAUUUCGAGUACGAUACGUGGGCCGGCGCAGAAGGCCGAAAUUACAAAAAGUCAGUAAAACACGAUUGUUUUUUCAGAUUAUGAUCGGCGUGAGAAACGUGUCGGUUUCGAAAUAACGUUUAUUUCUUAUUUUUUUUUUUCUCUGGACGUCUUUACUGCUGGCGAAUCCGCUCCGGUUUACAUGCACUUUUUGCUAAAAGGAAAUCUGACGGUACUUUAAAAGAAGGGCGUUUUUCGAUUUUACCGGGGGUCUAUAUAAUAAACGAGAAAAACCUAGGGAAAACGAAAACACGUACGAAACGUAUCAUUUUCAAUCCGUAAAUAUUACGGCCUUUUAAAACACGUGUUAAAUAUCGUUUUCCGUUGGCGGAGAUUCGCCGUCAUGCACGUCAAAAUUCCCAUCUAUACCCUAUCUUCCUGAUUGCUCACCUACAACACUGACCCACCCAUCGCGCGAAGUAUUUGCGUAUGUUUUUUUAAAUUUUUUUUCAUUCAUAGUAACAGCUGUGUAAACCGUUUAAUCCGUGACGAGCCGCGUACUAAUGCCGUUGGUUUUCGGUGCAGGUUCAACGAGUACCCGAAAAACGGCAACUGCGCCAAUUACGGUCAUCAUCAUCAGCACCAACAGCAGCAGCAGUCAAAAUCGCGGGUGCCAAAGUUGCGGCGCAUGUCGGCGGCGGCGUUCAAUUUCCUGUCGAACAACAUCGCUCCCAAGUGGUUGACCGACAGACUGGCCGACGGCGGCGGCGGCGGCAAUCGGACGGACAACCCGAAACACAGACUGUCGCUAAACGACGACCACGGUUACGGUUCCGGUUACGGGUCCACGUACAACGGCGCCACGGACCACAGGUACCCGAACGCGUACUACAACCACAGCCAUACGGUGCAGACGGGCCAAAACGGCUACCACGGCAGGCCGACCCCGAACCAACACGGUUACAAUCACAAUCUCACGGUACAGGACAAUCGCGGGUACCGGCCGGACCGUGGACGCCGGUACGACGGCAACCCGGCCGCGGCGGCGUACGCGCGGUCGCAGUUCGCCUCGACAACGGCGGCGGCGCAGGAACCGCGCAACCGCCGGCAAUCCAGCCCGGAUCCGGUGCUCACGCACUGCGCCAACACCAUAGCCGUGGCCGACUUCCUGAUGACGUUGCAACGGUCGCUGGACAACUCGUCGGUCUCGAUGCAACCGCACAGCGCCGUGGCGCGACGACAAGAACGCCGGUCGCCGUUGUACACGCUGUUCCAAGACAGACGGGGCUCGUCGUCCGCCGAGUCGUGGCAGUACUCCUCGAUGGCGUCCACGGUAUCGUCGUCCACCAACGUCGGCGUCGGCGUCGGCGGCGAAAACACUGCCGCGCCCCCGUUGUCGUCAACGGCACAACUGCUAUCGGCGCCGGCAAGUAUCGCGAACACGGUGACUAUAAUAUUGUUUUAAUUUUAGAGUUUUCUAAGGUCCUCGGGCCGUUCGUCGGCGCAGGGUACAAAAAUCGCGACGUUCACUCAAACAUCUCCGAACGCGCGAUGUGUUAAUGUUCCCCCUUUUUCGGAACGGUUCGACAUUCGCGUAGUCCCUGUCGAUCGUUACACGACGCUAUAACAACGCUAUGAGACAUCUAUACGGCCCGUGUAACGUUUAUAAAAAUGCGCUAAAAAUACCGAAAUACGCGUUUGGAAAAAAAAAAAAAAAACACAAAGUCUUGACGGUGUUUCGUUUAAAAGGGCGCGUGCCACCGAAAAUCGAAAAGUGUAGCUCUCUCCGAUUCCUUUUAUGGUGUCGGAAAAUCAGAAAAAUUAGAAACGUGGCAAAGCUGGUAAUUGGGCGUAUUUGAAUACGGAAAAUUCAGUUGUUCGAGUCGACUGAAAAAUAUCCACGCGCCUUUUUUGAAAUAGAAUAUUAAAUAAACACCGACUUUUUUUAAAAGGACAUGUUACAAUGAAUGUAUUUGCGUACAAGAUAUUAGUGUACGAGUAAUUUUAUUGAUUUCCACGAUAAAAAUCAUUAAAUUUUCCUCCUGAAAAAAAAAAAAUAAGCGGAAUUCGACAGACGCCCUUUUUAAUGAAACACCGUCGAUAGGCACUGAGAAUCCGCACGACCGCCAAAAUGAUCAAAACGAAAUGUAGCGUACAGAAUCGUUGGGUCCUGAGACGUUGGCGGUAGGAAUACGGGCGCCCACGAAUCGCCUCCGAUCUGACUCGCGAAUCGAAUCGCGUCCCGAUUUAAAAAAUUCCGUUCACUUGAAUCGUCCACUAUAAGAGGUCAGCGACCCUCUUGUACUCGAACCGUCUCCGAUAGUUAUAAUUAACCGAUUUCCAACUUGACAUUAUGGGAAAUAUUAAUGAAUUAAAUUCAAAAUCGACGUUGAAUUGAUUUAAUGUUAAUUAAGAUUAAUAAAUAAUAACGAUUUCUUUUUGUAUGCAUUUCGGAAUCAGUUCCGUUAAACGUUUUAGAUUCGGAGAGUAGCGAGGAAUAUAAUGGUUUUAACAAUGGUGUUUAUUUUUUUUUUCGUCUUCGAACAGCUUGUCUACCAGAGAACUCGCUCUGUUAUUCAAGUGUCCUACGUUUUCCGAAAGGAAAUCUUAUCCGGGUGGUACUUUAGAGAUGUAAUUAUUUUAUUGUUUUCACGGUUUUCAAUAAUCUUUUUUCAAAAUCCCGAGAUGAUUCGGAAACGUCAAUACGUCAAAACGUCAUAAACGCCACCCGUCUUCGGACUUUUCGAAAAUAACAAAAUGAAAAGAAUAAUUGAAACACGAAUAUUUUCAGUCCUUAUCCAUAUGAGUGACACAUUUAUAACGAAAAAAAAAAAAUAAUAAUAAAAAUAAAAACCAAAUCUUCCUCGUCGUGUUCUCCGGAGACAUUCUGACGGGUACAUGUUCGGGUGCGCGUACAACUCGUGUCGACCCUGUGCUAUAACCAUCGCCCCGGGCCGAUUAACAGCUAUCCGUUACUCGUGUCCACAGGUCCUGCUUCAAGAUCCGGGGGCGGCGGCGGCAACGUUGAACGUCCGACCGGAGACGAAGCGUCCCAAGAAGAAGCGGAUCAGGCGGUUCUCGAUAAGGCCCACGGCGGGCGCGCAGCACGCGGAGCCCGAACGCGGCGGCCGGACCGCGACGACGACGACGACGACGACGACCGGCGGCAAAGACGUCCGUUUGGACAUCGAAGACUGA